CGCUCCCUUGCCGCAUCCCUCACACUCGCGCGCACCCCGAGCCCGACACUGACACACACACACACACGUUUUGGAUCAGAGGCAGCUGUUUCUCCAGCGCCCCUGAGCCGGCUCCGCUCGCCGCCGCUCGCCGGGGCUUUCCGCCGCCACGGGGCGUCCUCCGCCCGCAGCGCUGCAGGCUCGCGCGGCCGGGCUCGCGCUCUGCCCGGGACAGGGGUGGGGGCUGCGCGGCGCCGGCCGAGGGGGAAGGGGCCGCGCCGCGCCCCGGCAGCUCCGCACCGCCAGCAGAUCUUGGUCACUGAACUUGAAGCAAUCUUUGGAUACAUGCUUCUACAAACUUGGUGAAGAUAUACUACAAACAGGACUGGCCAUGAGAAUUUUUUAUCUUCCUUCAGAAGUACGCUAAUGGGGCUGCUGAUAAGCAAUCUGCUUUUGUAAAGCGCUUAAUGAACUGUGUGUGGACUCUGCAUUCAAUGACAGACAUAUUCUCCCAUCGCAAGAUGUUAUUAAUACAGUAGUGGAUACGUUCCUACUUGAAGUCAGUCAACGACAAAAGGAACCAGUUUAAACGAUGGCUGCAGCUGCUGAUGGUUUGGGAAGUACAACUAUAGAUACCACACAACUUAAUAUGUCAGUCACUGAUCCAACAGCUUGGGCUACUGCUAUGAAUAACCUCGGGAUGGUUCCAGUAGGAUUAGCUGGACAACAGCUUGUGACGGAUUCAAUCUGUGUACCAGGCUUUGAUCCAAGCCUCAGCAUGAUGACUGGAAUAACUCCAAUUAACCCGAUGAUACCAGGCAUGGGGUUAGUGCCGCCGCCGCCAACAGAUGUGCCUGUAGUCAAAGAAAUAAUUCACUGCAAAAGCUGUACACUCUUCCCUCCAAACCCAAAUCUUCCACCACCUUCCACAAGAGAGAGACCUCCUGGGUGUAAGACUGUGUUUGUUGGAGGUUUACCAGAAAAUGCUACUGAGGAAAUUAUUCAAGAAGUCUUUGAGCAGUGUGGAGAUAUUACAGCUAUUCGGAAAAGCAAGAAGAAUUUUUGUCACAUUCGUUUUGCAGAGGAGUUCAUGGUUGAUAAAGCCAUUUACCUUUCUGGUUACCGCAUGAGAUUAGGAUCUAGCACAGACAAAAAGGAUUCAGGUCGCCUUCAUGUUGAUUUCGCUCAGGCAAGAGAUGACUUUUAUGAAUGGGAAUGCAAACAAAGAAUGCUGGCCAGAGAAGAACGUCAUAGGCGUAAAAUGGAAGAAGACAGACUACGACCUCCCUCUCCUCCGGCAAUAAUGCAUUAUUCUGAACACGAAGCUACUUUGCUGGCUGAAAAAUUGAAAGAUGACAGCAAAUUUUCAGAGGCCAUCACAGUGCUGCUUACCUGGAUUGAGCGAGGCGAGGUGAAUCGUCGCUCUGCAAAUCAAUUCUAUUCAAUGGUGCAGUCAGCAAAUAGUCACGUUCGCCGACUUAUGAAUGAGAAAGCCACUCAUGAACAAGAAAUGGAACAAGCCAAGGAGAGUUUUAAAAAUGCCUUAACAGGGAUCCUCACUCAAUUUGAGCAGAUUGUGGCCGUUUUCAACGCUUCUACCAGACAAAAAGCUUGGGACCAUUUCUCGAAAGCUCAGCGAAAGAACAUAGACAUUUGGCGAAAGCAUUCUGAGGAGCUCCGGAAUGCUCACAGCGAACAGCUCAUGGGGAUCCGCCGUGAAGAGGAGAUGGAAAUGUCUGAUGACGACAGCGGUGACAAUCCCAGUAAAAAGCUGAGAGUAGAUGAAUCAGCUCUAACAGCCCAAGCUUAUGCACUGAAGGAAGAGAAUGACAGCCUCCGAUGGCAGCUGGAUGCUUACAGAAAUGAAGUGGAGCUUCUAAAACAAGAGAAAGGACAACUCUUUCGGACCGAAGAAAGUCUCACAAAGGACCAACAGUUGAAAUUCCUGCAGCAGACAAUGCAAGGCAUGCAGCAGCAAUUGCUGAGUAUACAGGAAGAAUUAAAUAACAAAAAAUCUGAACUGGAGCAAGCAAAAGAAGAACAAACACAUACACAAGCCAGGCUUAAAGUUCUUCAGGAGCAGAUACCAGUGAUGUGUGAAUGAUUUCUAUCUGAAAACAAAUGAAUUUUGGGAGAGUUCAAUAUACCAGCAAAGCAAACAUAUUUCAAAAAAGCCAGCCAUUUCUUUUAAGACUAGUAGUGGGGAAAAUGAGUUUAGCAUCUCCUGUAUUAUUCAUGCAGACACAUGUAUACAAAGGACUGAAUCAUGAUGACAUAAAAAAAAAUCUCCAGUGCAUCAGUGCACUUAUCUAACUGUGGUGAGAAGCAAACCUUUUAUAUACUCUGCAAAUCUGAUCGUUUCAUUUUUGCUUUCAUUGAUACUGAAGUGCUGUAUGACAUUGAUAAGUGUAUUUGAAAAUAUUGUCUAAUAUGCAGGGCAAGAUGGAUCAUUUCACAGCAAAGGAUGAUCUGUGCCUGUUUGUGUAGUACUGGAGAUGAAAUACUGUGUUGUCCACGCACACAGAGUAUACAAAUAAAUGUUGUGUGUCAACAAUUUGAUUGUGGAGACAGUAGUCACCACUCCAUAGUUUUUAGCUGAAGUAGACAGUGGACUGGUUUUUUGAUUGAUUAAUGUAAUCUAGUAAAAAAAAUUCAGAAGUGUACGACGUAAAUUAUUUAGAUGUCAAGGAUUCAAAAAGUCUAUGGUUUUCACAAUUUUAAAAAAUCCUUCUGAAUUUUUGAAUGUUUACAUAUUUUUAAAGUUAUGCACAUCGGACUUGUCGUCAGAUGCAGUUGGCACAAAUAUACAUUAUAAUCUGACAAUCCAGAUCCUGCAAAAUAAAGUUUUGACUUUAAAAAAAUAUUUCUAGCGCUUACGGUUGCAAAGUUAACUUUCUAAAUGUGAACUGAUAUAACGCCAUCUUAGACAAAAGCGUAUGAGGAAGAAUGGAUUUGAUUACAAUUUUUUUGGCACCUAAAACAUCAGAUGAGAAAUGGGCUAAGGGACCUGCAGGAUCUAUAUACUAUAUAGGAAACAUAAAUAUAUAUACAGGGUAUUUUAGGUCUCAAUUUUACCAUAUGUUAGUAGCAUUAAAAGGACAGCAUUAUAAAAUACUGUUUAAAAAUAUUUUUACUAUAGCACUCAAAAUAUUAUAAAACAUGUAGGAAGAUCUUACAAUCUGACAACCACCAUAGUGCAACUACGUUUUCAUUGCAAAUAUCUGUGACAUGCUGAAUAUUGAAAAUCAGGGGCAGUCAAAUAAAUGUGAACAUUUAACAUCAAAAUAAAAGCACAGGGGCUAAUGGAUUGAUUGUAUUAUAAUUUUUUAUAUUACAUUCAGCAAAACCCACUAUUUUUAAAAGUUAAUUUAAAGCUGAGGCAGAAUUUCCAGCCUGUUGCACUGAAGUGCCACAGAAACCAAAGUUCUUAGUGCAGAAUUUUGAUCCAGCUGGGCUUUGAUCUGUAUAUUUUUACACAUGGUUACCUGUAGAAUGUGAAUGAUCCUGUAGAACAAAUGCCCCCCUCCCAAAAAAACCCCCAUGGGCAUUUCAGUACACUGCUAAUGUGGUAACCCUUCUGGUUUCCUUUCAGGUUCAUGAAGGCAGGGGUGGCUCCAGGCCCCAGCAGGCCAAGCGCGUGCUUGGGGCAGCAAGCCGCAG
Mauremys reevesii (Reeves's turtle) is the source of this 3639-nucleotide messenger RNA. It is a transcript of the gene ENOX1, whose product is annotated as ecto-NOX disulfide-thiol exchanger 1. The record is from RefSeq and is a predicted model, not a curated record. Gene Ontology annotation, biological process: ultradian rhythm. NCBI's taxonomy places the organism in Eukaryota, Metazoa, Chordata, Testudines, Geoemydidae. Gene Ontology annotation, cellular component: external side of plasma membrane; plasma membrane. Bases 572 to 2083 code for a protein of 503 amino acids. Gene Ontology annotation, molecular function: protein-disulfide reductase activity; RNA binding. The transcript has 14 exons.